Molecule: messenger RNA, 1782 nt
Organism: Kogia breviceps (pygmy sperm whale)
Lineage: Eukaryota; Metazoa; Chordata; Mammalia; Artiodactyla; Physeteridae
Gene: SIGIRR
Product: single Ig and TIR domain containing
Biological process (GO): signal transduction
Source: RefSeq, a predicted model, not a curated record
UGCCUGGGUGGGGUUUAGGUUGAGGAGAGGAUGUGACUGCAAAGCCAGGAAGCUACGGGGAAAGUUCAUAUUAAAACGCACAAACAAAAGCCAGGUCCUCGCCGUGCUUGGCGAUGCUUCUGGGGCAGCCGUGGUGAUUUGGACUGGGCCAGGGGCCCAGCCGAGCAAAGAGUUUGCUCCCAAGCACACGUGAAUGACCUCAGUGACGGACAUCCCCUCCUCAGGAGGAAAGAGCUGGAACCAGCCUCUGACCCGUCCCGGGCCACAAGGACAGAGAGUGAAUCCUGCCCAGCCCUUGAGGGACCAGUCUGCUCGGCCAGAGAGCCCCGGGGAGCCGUGGGCGGCAUCAGUGUCCAGCAUGCCUCGCGGAGGCCCCGGCCAGACCAUGGCAGGAGCCUGCGACAGGGCCCCUGACUUCCUCUCCCCAUCUGGAAACCAGGUCCUGUGGCCUGCCCUGGGCAGUGUGGUCACUCUGAACUGCACGGCCUCGGUGGCCUCUGGGCCCCACUGCCCCUUGCCCUCGGUCCAGUGGCUGAAAGAUGGGCUGCUGCUGGGCAAUGGAAGCCACUAUGACCUCCAUGAGGACUCCUGGGUCAAGGCCAACUGGUCAGAGGUGCUUGUGUCCAGUGUCCUGGGGAUCAACCUGACCAGUACUGAGGACUUCAGGACCUUCACCUGCUCUGUCCAGAACAUCAGCUCCUCUUCCUUCACUCUUUGGAGAGCUGGCCUGGCUGGACAUGUGGCCGCGGUGCUGGCCUCACUCCUGGUCCUGCUGGCCCUGCUCCUGGCAGCGCUGCUAUACGUGAAGUGUCGACUCAAUGUGCUGCUCUGGUACCAAGACACGUAUGGGGAGGUGGAGAUGAACGACGGGAAGCUCUACGAUGCCUACGUCUCCUACAGCGACAGCCCCGAGGACCGGAAGUUCGUGAACUUCAUCCUGAAGCCGCAGCUGGAGCGGCGUCGGGGUUACAAACUCUUUCUGGACGACCGCGACCUCCUGCCGCGCGCGGAGCCGUCGGCCGACCUCCUGGUGAACCUGAGCCGCUGCCGGCGCCUCGUCGUGGUGUUGUCCGACGCCUUCCUCGGCCGGGCCUGGUGCAGUCACAGCUUCCGGGAGGGCCUGUGCCGGCUGCUGGAGCUCACGCGCAGACCCAUCUUCAUCACUUUCGAGGGCCAGCGGCGCGACCCCGCACACCCUGCGCUCCGCCUGCUGCGCCAGCAUCGCCAUCUGGUGACCCUGCUGCUCUGGAGGCCCGGUUCCGUGACACCUUCCUCCGAUUUUUGGAAAGAGCUACAGUUGGCGUUGCCACGGAAGGUGCAGUACAGAGCGAUGGAGGGAGACCCCCAGACCCGGCUGCAGGAUGACAAGGACCCCAUGCUGAUUGUGCGAGGCCGGGUCCCAGAGGGUCGGACCCUGGACCCGGAGCUGGACCCUGACCCUGAGGGGGACCUGGGUGUACGAGGGCCUGUCUUUGGGGAGCCAGCAGCUCCACCGCAUGCAAGUGGGGUCUCGCUUGGAGAGGGCCAAGGCAGUGAAGUGGAUGUGUCGGACCUUGGCUCCCGAAACUACAGUGCCCGCACGGACUUCUACUGCCUGGUGUCGGAGGAUGAUGUGUAGCCCCUGCCCCCUGGAGGAUCACCAGGGACAGCGGGGGGUGGGGCUGGGGUGUUCUUUUCCCACUCAGCGGGACCACAAGCCCUGUCUACCUGCAGCCCAGGGACCUCGGGGAAGAGAGUGGGCCCAGCGACCCUCCUUGUGCCAGAAAUAAAGUCCUUUGGAAU